AUUUUUGCGAUAAGGUACUGAUAAUUAAAUGUAUUUAAAUCCACAUCCCAGACCACCCUCUAAAAGUUUUCAUUAAGAAAAUACUACAGAACAAUACAACAAUGAAUUGCAAAUUGAUUUUAGUUUUCCUGGUGGCUCUCAUCGCUACCUCAAACUGUUUCUUCCUUACAGACAUAGGAAAAGGAGUUGUAGGAUUGGCUGGAAAUGUGGUGGAAGGAGCUGGUAAUGUGGUAUACCAGGGUGGCAAAGCAGUCGUUAAUGGAGCUGGACAAACUGUUGGCGCUGCAGGAAACAUUGUUGGACAAGCAGGUACUGCAGUGGUUAAGGGAACCGGUGCAGUGGUAAAAGAAACUGGCAAAGUUGCUGAAAAAGUAGUUGACAAAACUGGAAAAGUUUUGACCGGACAAGAAGCGUUGGCCAACCUAAAUGUAGACACCAAAGUGAAGAUCUUGGGUAAUGAAAUCGGCAUUAAAGGAGGAGUCAAACUUGGAGUUGGAAAGCAACUAGGAGCACAUGCUGGCGUGGACGCGAAUAUUUUGGGACAAAAAGCUAAUGUCAAUGCUGCUGUACUCAAUGCUCAUUAAAAUCAUCGUUAGUAUUACUUAGUUAUUAGUGCAUAAUAAGUUCAUGUUUUUUGUAUUAAAUUUGUUUUUUUUACAGAAAUGUUAAUGUUAAUUUUUGUUAAAAAAAAUAAAAGUUCAAAAUAUU
Messenger RNA from Diabrotica virgifera virgifera (western corn rootworm), 708 nucleotides. RefSeq lists its product as uncharacterized. The transcript is spliced from 3 exons. Lineage: Eukaryota; Metazoa; Arthropoda; Insecta; Coleoptera; Chrysomelidae. The record is from RefSeq and is a predicted model, not a curated record. Bases 102 to 584 code for a protein of 160 amino acids.